GAAACAAAGCAAGAGAUAACAUCGGCAGCUCACGACAAGAUAAUUUCACAGAUUAAAAUGGAGGUCACCUCCACACUAUCACAGCCACCCUGGCUUUGAAAGUGUAAGACUGAAUUUACUGAUUUUUCUGUUGUUCUUUGAUAAAGUUCUCAAACCACCUCUGAUGCUACUCCUAUCAAUUCUAUACAACAAACCUAUUCUCAACACCUCUACCGGGUCUAAAAUAAUUCCCAAUCUCAAUAAUCAUACAGAUGGCAGGGGACACAAAUGUCAGAUUAUUUUAUUAAAUUCCAAACCACAAGAGAAUUACAGUACCUAAAACGGCCAAGUGCAGUCCAGAGGAAUUAGUGGUUAAUUCUAGAGCACAAUGGAUGUCUGUGCUUGGUUUUGAAUGACAAACGGAAUUUUCUCUGCUAUAUAAAACUUAUGUGCAAAGGGAGAGGAGACUGGGAGGCAGGCAGGAGUCAGACUACAAAAGGCUUUGUAUACAAUGCUAAUGAGUAAGGUGAUGGUGACUCAGGGCCAGCAGGCUCCAGAAUGAGAGGAUAGUACAGAUGAUGACACAGAAGUGAUGAAAAUGAAAGCUAAUGACCAGUAGAGACUCCUGGAAUUGUCCAGGUGAAAAUUAGAGCUUGAAAACAGAAGGGGCAGACAUGGAAAAGGGGGUAGGAGGGAGUUCUUUAAAAAAGAAAAAAAAAAACAAAACACAAGACUUUCAUUUACGGGAUAUAUAGAAAUGAAAGGAGACUCUAUAGGAGUCUUCAGUCUUCUGACCUAUGGUCUUUCAGGUUUAUUGAAGGAAGUCAAGAUCGACUGAUAAUAUUAAUCUUGCUCAUUAAAUUUCAGAUUGGCAUUUCUGAAGAAGAGCCUAUUUUUCCUUGCACUUCCAAACAGGUUCACACGAAUCAAAGUUAACUUAUGACCACAAGAGGCAGGACAAAUUUACCACUGUAGACAACUUGGGAUUAUUCUGGGGUACUAAUCCUUGCAAUCACAAAAAACUAGGACAUUAACAAUUAAGGACUUUUAACUUUACGAAUUCUGUACUGUCAGAAUUCAGUUUCUCCUUCACACUUGGUAAAUUCAUCUAAUAUAGACCCCGGAUAAAUGAUUACCUAUAGAAAAAUACAUCCAUAAUUUUUCUUGCACGGCUCCACAGGUAAAAAGAAUGAGACAUUGUAGCCUCAUUAGGUACAUCUCCUAAUACACCAAUUAAAAAACUAAAAAAUUAUUUUGACUGAAACAUAAACCCAGAACAAGAAGUUCUAUACGGACAAAACUAAAGUUUGGUAAAGUAAGAUUUCUAUUUUCUACACAGAAUAUCGCCAUUAAAUACACAAGUGACAGCCCAAAAUUGAAGAAUGCUGACAUUCCAACUUUAUUUGAACCUAAUUUCCAUUCUUUUUUCAAAAGGUGAAGCUGAGAAAAAGGAGCAAAGAGGCAUCCUCAUCUACCUUCCUAACCCACGGAGGCAUCCAGAAAGCUCUCUCUGACCCGCCUUCCCAGUCCUUUAACAUCCCAGCUCAUACUCUGCUGUACCAGAGACCCGAGACCCCGUUCCUGCUCGCUCUUGUUGGGGCCAGGGGUGCAGAUCCGGCGGUGUGGUCCCCGCUUUGGCCACUGGCCUUUCUCCACCUUCCGUCCAACCCCGCCACCCCUGUCCCUGCGGCCCGAGGGCACGAGGUCUUCAUCUCGCCCGUACCACUGCCUCAGGCCGGCGUCAGCUAGGAUGGAGAUGUCGCACAGGCCCGGCGUGCCCCAAGCCUCCUUGCUGACACCACCCGCCACGGCCCCAGUGCCGCACCGUGACACCCUGCAAACCUCCGCCCGGUAAGGCCACCCUGCCAGCCUCCCCGAACCACCGUCUAAGGUCAGACGUCCGUGGGCAGAGGAAGAGGAGUAAAAAGAAAACGCCAGGCUGUGCGGAGCGACGACAUCACAACUCCCUGACGACAGACUCUCCUCCCUGGACCAACUCUUCCAAGCCGCCCAGCAACCGUCAUCGACCACCUACUUUUCCUCCCGGGACAAAGUCGAACACCCCCACCACACUGCGCCUGCGCGCAGCUCCAGCGGCGGGACGAGGUGCUGCCAGUGCGCAUGCUCCGUCCGUCAGCGCUCCGCCCUUGAAGUCUCCCCGGCAGGUUUUGAACGCGGUUGCUGAAUCUGGCCGGCACGCGCAUGCGUGUCUACAGCAGCUGGUUCUCUCCCAGCAGACGCUAGAAGCCGCGGCUCCUCCGAUUGAAGCAGGACGGGCCGGAAGUGGCACUGCUUGAUAUUCUCCCCUCUGCCCUGGCGGAAACGCGAGCGCCGGAAGAGAGGUUCCGGGCUUGGCCUGGCCUGGAGGCGAUCGAAUGGAGACCCGGGUUGAGGACGGGGGAUUGACUGGUCGCCCGACGCUGGUCUCUUCCUGGGAUGCCACAUGCGGGGCCCUGGCCCAGAGCCUCCAUGUCACCGGAGCUGGUCUCGGCGCCCGGGACUUCGACUGGGAGCAGCUGCCGGCGCCGCCUGCCCGGGGCCAGGAUCUGGUGAUUUUGAAAAGGAGCCUCAACAGCCAAGAUGAAAACCCCUGCUUCCUUUACCUAAGAUGUGAGCCUGGUGGAGGUGAAGAAAUCGUUUCUGUUGGCGUUUUAAGUUCAGCAAGAAAUAUGGAAGUAUACUUGGGAGAGGAGUACUGUGGAACCAGUAGGGGCGAGAAUGUUUGUAAUGUUCUGGAUAACAGUGAACAUGAAAUUAUUUUCUACAAAAAAUAUUUAAAAUUAGAGUCCUCCACUCUUGCUUGUAAAAUAAAGUUGCUCUCCUUUGGUGAGAAGCAGUGUGUGUUCAUCAGUAAAGUGGUGGUACACAUGAGGCCAGUUUUAGCAAGUUCUUCAACAAGCUCUCCUGCUCUAGGAUCAAGGAUAGACCUUGAGAGAGUCCAAACCAUCAUGGAGUCCAUGGGGUCAAAGUUAUCACCUGGAGCCCAGCAGUUGAUGAGUAUGGUUAGAUUUCAGCAGCAGAAUCGCGCUGCCAUCGGGGAGCAGCUCCAGUCGGCGUGGGGACGUGCUGCGUGCAGGCGCGUGGCUGACUUCCGAUCGCCGUCUCCUCCAGCAGCCCUCGGUGGGUCAUCCUCCGCCCCCUUCCCUGGCAGAGCUGGGCUCACACCCGGAAACGUGACCGAAGAUGUAAAAGCUUAUGUAGAUGGGGGUACACGGCCACCUGGCGGAGGACAUGCUCCCAGCCUCGAGGAGUGUAAAACGGUGCCGCCAAACCGUUCUCUCCUUGAGAGUGAUCUUCAGAAUGCAGCGUCUUCUUUCCUGCCAAAGAAAGCGGGCAACAACUCCAGUGUACCUCACUCUGAGUUGCUGCCUUUUCUGCAGAAUCUGUGUGGUCAAUUUAACCAUCUCCGGGUGGGACAUAACACCCAGUGGCCAGAAAACGUCACCAAGCCCGGCGAAGGCAUCGUCGGUGUUGGAAUGGGAGAGCAACCUGUUUGCUCCUACUUGGAAAAGAUUCUUUCGAAAAAUAUGGAACUGAUGGAAAAGAAACUUAUGGACUACAUCGAUCAGCGAAUCUAUAGACUCCAGGAGCACAUAGAUAAUAAGGUGGCUUUGCUAAUGGACGUGCUGCAGAACCCCAACUCCCCACCCACUGGGACGCCUCUAAGACAUUGUGACUCCGGAGAAAGACUUUCAAAUGGAGAAAGAUAAGCGCUCAGCGUAUACAGUGCACUACAGAUAUUUAUACAUAUUUAUUACAAAGCCAAGGCCCAAAACGUUCAGAGCAAGUAUCUAAUGCCAUCUGAGGAUCAGCCACGCACAUAAUGACGUUGGUGUUCGUUUUACUAUACUCGGUUUGUAAAUCCAGUACUGUCCAGAGUUAACAUGAUACGGUCAUGACUAGUUUGGUUUACACUGUUGUUCACUCUUAGAGAAUUUUAUGUAUGCUUCUGUGUCGUUUAAAUCUUGAAAAUUUUUAAGGAUUUCUAAUACAGUUCAUUAGUGCGUAUUGUGAAUGGGUUUGAUUGAAGUACUGUUUUCAUUUAAACAAGAGUUUAUGUUUUAGGGUUAUGGAUAAAUGCUUAAGUAUUUGAUUUAUUUUUUUUCUUUUUUCUAUUGAUUGUUCUUGGAAAACUGGGUACUUAAACUUCCACCUUUAAUUUCAGAUCACCAAAUUACAUUUAUAUUGUUUAUUUUGAUAAAAAAUUCGGCGUGAUGUUUGGCAUGUGUAAAAUUUGUUUCCAUUAGAGCCGUUAAUUUUAUGUGCCAUCACAUUGUAUCUGUAAUAGGAAAGUGAACAUCAGAACUGGCCUGUUCCUUGUUAGGAUUAUGACUUUAGAUUUAGUGAUUGAAGCAAAAUGAGAGAAGCUGUCUUGUUUUAUUUCAAUUAACCCAGAAAGUGUAAGGAACGCCCCUUCUCUGAGCUGACACAGGUUCUCCCUUCCCGAGCCCUUCUCUGCAUGUUGCAGUGGGAAGGGCCAGGCCCUGCAUGGGAGGAGCGAGGCCUGUGACUCUAGGAGGCGGCCGUUCUCGCUGGCAGACUGAAUUUCAGAAAUGGUAACUGUAUAUGUGUGUUGAAAGGUAAUAUAUUUGCAUCUAAAAAAUAAAUGCAUCCACUCCGGAAACUACUUGUGUUAAAUAAAUAGAAAUACUUUUGGUCUAAUAUUUGUUAAGAUGAAAAAGGAUGUUUUGUACUCAUUUACUAUUUUGGUGAAUUCAGUUCUUAAAGCGAGGGUUAAUGCAAUGUUCAUUUAUGAAUCACUCCAACUCGUGAUACCACUUUUACAGGCUCUUAAUUUAUCCGUAACAUGUAGGCACGAGGUACCUUUUCUCUAGCACUCAGGAGAAACAAGUCUCACUCCAAGCUGAACCCUUCUGUUAAUGGCUGUACAGCUUCUGUGGUUGGGGUGUGUUCUUUGAUUCACGAGUUGCCUCAAUAUAGUUAUAAGUAGAACAUAUUGGCUAUGUUUUAUAAAGUGAUUAAAAUACAGUAGUCAUGAUUAUAGUACUACGAAUAAUUCCGAUGAGAUUUUAUUCCUGAUCUUUCAUUUCUUAAUGAAGACCUAUAUUACAUUUUAUAUAUAUCUGAAUUUCAUAGGUAUUGAUUUUCUUGUAUUUAUAAGUCACUAUACACAUGUUUAUGUAUACAUAGUUUUUUAUUAAAAUUACUGUUUCAUAACAAAA
Messenger RNA from Pteropus alecto (black flying fox), 5162 nucleotides. RefSeq names its product chromosome unknown C10orf88 homolog (gene CUNH10orf88). Lineage: Eukaryota; Metazoa; Chordata; Mammalia; Chiroptera; Pteropodidae. The coding region runs from base 2355 to 3689 and encodes 444 amino acids. The transcript is spliced from 6 exons. The record is from RefSeq and is a predicted model, not a curated record.